Suncus etruscus (white-toothed pygmy shrew) is the source of this 2332-nucleotide messenger RNA. It is a transcript of the gene RXRG, whose product is annotated as retinoid X receptor gamma. The record is from RefSeq and is a predicted model, not a curated record. Gene Ontology annotation, cellular component: nucleus; RNA polymerase II transcription regulator complex. Gene Ontology annotation, molecular function: zinc ion binding; nuclear steroid receptor activity; retinoic acid-responsive element binding. Lineage: Eukaryota; Metazoa; Chordata; Mammalia; Eulipotyphla; Soricidae. Gene Ontology annotation, biological process: response to retinoic acid; cell differentiation; positive regulation of transcription by RNA polymerase II.
GCUCGCGGCGGCAGGCGGGGUGGUGGGGCGGGACCGCCUCCCUUACUGACAGCCGGCAGCUGCAGCGCCCCGAGAUGUGGCCUCCGGGCCCCAGCCCCAUGCACAUUCCCCGCUAAUCCCCCAGGGCUGGCCCUGCCGGCUCCCGGGGCGGGCGGCCGGGGGGCAUGAGAGUGAGUCCGCGGCGCCCCCGAGCCGGGCCGGGCCGGGCCCAGUAGCAGAGGAAUCGACAGAGGAGCAGAGGGACAGAAGGAUAGAGGGAGAGAGGGACCGACUCUACGGCGGCAGCAUGUACGGGAAUUACUCCCACUUCCUGAAGUUUCCCACUGGCUUCGGCGGUGAUCCCCCUGGCCCUACUGGCAGCACAUCGAUGAGCCCAUCAGCUGCCUUGCCCACUGGGAAGCCAGUGGGGAGGCCCUCCCCAGCUACAUUGGACAACCCAGCCAGUGCCCCACGGGCAUUGAGUGCAGGGACAACCCCCCUCAAUGCCUUGCAGCACUCAAUACAGAGGGUCAUCACCUCUACAAUGGGCCCGCCCUCGGGGGCACCUGCCAGCUCCUCCUGGGAAUCAACCUGGUGGCACCACCCAGCUCAAGCUAUAGCAUCUUCUGGGCUCCUCACCUUUGGGGGGACAGAAAGCGAACUAGGUACAGAGUCGACCAAUGCCUCAGCCCAGGACCUCAUUGCCCAGACCCCCUCUCUCAGCACCAGUGUGUCGGAGGAUAUGAAGCCCUCUUACUGGGACUGCCGUGGUGUAGGGGGUUUUUGGCAUCGUGCACAGCUGGCAGCUCCUCAGUUCCUUGGCAAGCACUAUGGGGUGUACAGCUGCGAGGGCUGCAAAGGCUUCUUCAAGAGAACCAUCCGGAAGGACCUGACCUACACAUGCCGAGACAACAAGGACUGUCUGAUUGACAAGCGCCAGCGCAACCGCUGCCAGUACUGCCGCUACCACAAGUGCCUAGUCAUGGGCAUGAAGCGAGAAGCUGUGCAGGAGGAGCGGCAGAGGUGCCGGGAGCGUGCUGACAGUGAGGCUGAUGGUGCCGGCAGUGGCCAUGAGAACAUGCCGGUGCAGAGGAUUCUGGAAGCUGAAUUGGCUGUGGAGCCCAAGACUGAGGCCUACAGCCCCAUGAGUACCAACGAUCCUGUCACCAACAUCUUGCCUACGUCAGCUGACAAGCAACUUUUCACGCUGGUGGAGUGGGCCAAGCGCAUCCCUCACUUCUCGGACCUCACCUUGGAGGACCAGGUCAUCUUGCUUCGUGCAGGCUGGAAUGAGCUGCUGAUUGCCUCCUUCUCCCACCGCUCUGUCGUGCAGGACGGCAUCCUGCUGGCCACCGGGCUGCAUGUGCACCGCAGCAGUGCACACAGUGCUGGUGUGGGCUCCAUUUUUGACAGGGUCCUCACUGAGCUGGUCUCCAAGAUGAAGGACAUGCAGAUGGACAAGUCAGAGCUGGGGUGCCUGAGGGCCAUUGUACACUUCAACCCAGUUGGGGGGUGUCUGUCUAACCCCUCUGAGGUGGAGAUGCAGCGGGAGAAGGUUUACGCCACCCUGGAGGCUUACACCAAGCAGAAGUACCCAGACCAGCCGGGCAGAUUCGCCAAGUUACUCCUGCGCCUGCCGGCCCUGCGCUCCAUCGGCCUCAAGUGUCUGGAGCACCUGUUCUUCUUCAAGCUCAUCGGAGACACGCCCAUUGACACUUUCCUCAUGGAGAUGCUGGAGGCGCCCCUGCAGAUCACCUGAGCCUUUGCGCCCCACCCCUUUGUCCAGGCCCUGCCCCUACCUAGCCCCAGGCCCCGCCCUGUCCACACAGGCCACACCCUUUAUGACUCAGCCCGCCCAUGCCACCAGGCCCUGCCCUUCCAACCUUGAAAUUUCUAAUAAUGCUUCUAAUAAAGCCCCUUUGGCACGUGACUCCGGGUGGCCUUUUGUAACAGGGUGUUUCCUGUGGCCCUUUCCAGAAGCUCUUUUUUGUUUGUUUGUUUGUUUGUUUGUUUGGGGGCCACAUCCACCGGGGCUCAGGAGUUACUCCUGGCUCUAUGCUCAGAAAUCCUUCCUGGCAGGCUCUGGGACCAAAUAGGAUGCUGGUGAUCGAACCCCCGUCGGCCCAGUGCAAGGCAAAUGCCCUAUCACUGUGCUAUUGCUCUGGCCCCAAAGAGAUUGGCACCCAGCUGGAAGACAGGUGGAGCAAUUUGUUUUCUUUCUUUCUUUCUUUCUUUCUUUCUUUCUUUCUUUCUUUCUUUCUUUCUUUCUUUCUUUCUUUCUUUCUUUCUUUCUUUCUUUCUUUCUUUCUUUCUUUCUUUCUUUCUUCCUUCCUUCCUUCCUUCCUUCCUUCCU